This is a messenger RNA of Oenanthe melanoleuca, 3378 nucleotides long. RefSeq names its product Bardet-Biedl syndrome 10 (gene BBS10). Lineage: Eukaryota; Metazoa; Chordata; Aves; Passeriformes; Muscicapidae. The record is from RefSeq and is a predicted model, not a curated record. Bases 1 to 1956 code for a protein of 651 amino acids. Gene Ontology annotation, molecular function: ATP binding. Gene Ontology annotation, biological process: chaperone-mediated protein complex assembly. The transcript is spliced from 2 exons.
AUGGCGGCGGCCGGCCCGGAGCGGCCGCGGCUGUGGCAGGAGGCGGCGGCGCUGGCGGGCGCGGUGCGCGGCGCGCUGGGGCCGCGGGGCGGGCGGGCGCUGCUGCUGCGGCCCACGGGCGAGGCGCUGGCGACGCGGGACGGGCGGCGGCUGCUGGAGGCGCUGAGCGCGGAGCCGCCCGCGGCCAGGGUGAUGGCGGCCCGCGCCUGCAGCCACCGCGCCGCGACGGGGGACGGCGCCAAGAGCUUCGUGCUGCUGCUGGCGGCCGUGCUGGGCGGGCUGCGGGCGGCGGGCGGCGGCGCCGGGCUGCGGCGGGCGCUGCGGGCCUUCGAGGCGCAGGUGCUGGAGCGGGCGGCGGCGCGGGGGCUGCGGCGGCACCUGCUGCCGGAGCCGCUGCCGGAGGCGCUGCUGGAGGCGCUGCUGGAGCCGUACCUGGCGGGCCGGCUGGGCCCCGGCGAGCGGCGCUGCCUGGCGCGGCUGUGCGCCGAGAUGUGCCGCCGCUGCGCCCCGGCCGCCGCCGCCCGCCCGCAGGUGCUGCGGCUCCUCGGCCGGCGGUUCGCGGAGCUGCACGCCGCCGUGCCCGGCCUGCCCCUGGCGAGCUCCAGGCUCCUGCCCGGCGUCGUCCUCCGCAGGGACUUCGCUGUCUACUGCCCGGCCGACGGGCAGCUGCGGGCCCUGCUCGUCACCGAGCCCCUGCGGCCCGCCCUGACGGCCCCCGGUGUCGAGUUCGUCGUGGACUCCGAAGGUCAGUAUCAGGCUUCCCUGCGCUGGAUCACCGACAGGACAGAAGCCUUAAUGAAACGCUUGCAGAGUAACAACGUGAAGCUGUUACUGUCGAGUGUGAAGCAAGAAGAAGUAGUUAUCUACUAUGCCAAAUUAUAUGGUGUGUCUGUGGUAGAGUGCUUAUCGGCAGAAGAAAUGGCCCUUAUCAGGGAAAUCACCGGUGUCUCCCCUUACACACCUUUCGGUGAUAACAUGGACAGAGAAAUAGCCGAAACUGCAGUGGUAACGUUCUGCCAGCCCUUGCUGCUCGUCUCCAAGAGAUGCGUCCACAUCGGCCUCAGCAGUGUGUGCGCCUUCCAGCCCCAUUGCCUGAUCCUUUGUGGGCCGGUGGAUGCUGUUAAUGAGCAGCAUGCUGCUGCUGUACAAGAGGCGUUCACAAUGCUGCAGCAGCUGUUUAAAACAAUUCAUCAGAGGGAGGGAUGGAAAGCAGAAGGUGAAAGCCAGAGGAAAGCCUUAGAUGUUUGCACUUGGCAUUCUUCAGCUACUCAAAAACAACUGGUAAUAGAAGAUGCUUGUAAUAGUAACCAGGUUUCUGAAUGUCAGUUGAAAGCACUUAGUGAUGAAACAGAGAGAAAAGUUUUAGACCCUGAUAAAAGUGAUCUGCUGGUCCACAAUCAAAAGAACCACAGCACUCCUGUGUUAGUGGCGUGUAACACUGAUAGAGUCACUGCAUGUGAGUGCCUGGAUAUUGACAAGGGUCCAGAGAAAACAUGUUGCCAUACAUAUCCAUUUAAACAGGAGGAGAAUUGUGCAGGUAUUGCACAAGAUGAUGCCAACUGCCUCAUACAAGCAGGAUCAGUUUUGCCAGUAGGAGGUUACUUUGAAAUCCUGUUACAUUAUUAUAUUCAGGACUAUGCAAAAGAGUGUCAGCAGUCAGAGGUAAUCAUUGUAUCUAACAUUGUUGCUGAUGCUUUGCUAAGUAUUCCCAAGGCCUUGUACCAGACAGCAGAACGAAAUGGCUUUACCAAAUUCUAUCUUGAAACCAUUAAUUUACUCCAAAAAAAUCAGCCACUGCCUGUAAACGAUGAAGGCUUAGAGUCAGUGUAUUGCAAAUAUCAGUUAGUCAUUUCAGUUCUUCAUUGUGUUACAGAGCUUCUCUCCAUAGACUUAGUAAUUGGUAUUAGGCGGCCACUCCAGAAAAUUGAGGAUCAUGACUCAGAAGAUGACUCUUGAAAUCGUUAAUAAAGAUUGAUUUUGAUUAUGUGUUGUUUCCCUAUGUUUUCUUGCCAAAUGGACACCCUCAAAAGUCAGUGCUAGAAACUAAAAGAUGCUUCUUCUCAGAAGAUAAUUGCUAACUAGCUGAGACUGUGGAAAACUGGGUUGUAAACAACAUGAACUUGACAUUUUGAGCGUGAGGAAGUGUAGCCAAUUUCCACUGCAGAACAUGGGCAGUGCAGUCUCCAUCCACAUGCUGAGGAUCCUGUGUACAUUCAAGCCGAGAGUCAACUUUGCCUCUUUUGGUGGAUUGAGUAUUUUCACAAGCUAGAUGUGAUUUGUUUUCUUGGCAUGUUAAAUUUUGCCAGCAUGGCAGAGUCACUGGACUUUCAAGUUACAAACCAAGGGGUGGAUUUUGUAGCCUUAAUAAUUAGCUGGAUUAAGUUUUUUUUUAAAUAAAAGUAUUUUGUAUACAUCAUGAGUUUGACUAUAAAGAUAAAAAUAUAACUCUUGUUAACCUGUUGAGCACUGGGACAAACAGCAAUAAACCACUGUUGUGUAUACCAAUGAAGAGUUCUUUGAUAGGGGAUGCAGCAUUUUUAUCUUCCAUUGAGUUUAUUUCAGUUGAACUAGAAUAGUUAAGAAUAAUUUCAUAACGUGACUUUACGGCAGUUUCUCUGGAAAAAUAGUUUAUGUGGCAUUGCUUAGUACAACUGUUAAUCACCAUGGGUUGAGUUGAGGUCCUGCCAUAAAAGGCUGUAUGCUUACCAGAAAAAUUUACCCAGGCACUAAUGCAGUUCUGUGUGAAAAACCUGAGAUAGUUCAGUCUUUGAUCAUUAGGGAUUUUAUUCUGGGUUUGUUUUUUUAUUUGGUUCUGUUUUUCCCUAAUUCUUUUUUCCCAAAAAUUUUCACUGUAAUAGUGUUUGCUGUAAGCCCAGUAGCACUUGCAUGCAUACCUCCCUUUCUACUGGGUCCUAAAAACUACAGGUUUGGUGGAGGAGGUUUUUGAGUAACUUGACCAGCUGUAGCUGAUAAUUGGUUCUCUGUGUGUUUCCCAGUGUUGCGUAAUACUGAGAGUAAUGGCUAUUUUUUUUAAUCUACCAUUAAAUAAGAUUAGUGGGGCUGUUUAAAACCGUAGGCAUAAAUCAUAUUUACUUGCUAUACCUGGGUUGUUUACAACCAGAGAUUUUUCCCCUCCAUUCAUUUAUGAUUUUCCUUUUUCUGUUUCUUCGGAAGACUCAAACUACGAAAGUUCUUUCAGGUAUUUUGUUGUUGAAGCAUUGUUGAGCAAUGUUUUGUUUGACUACAACUUUCCAUUGACAUUUUACAUAUAUUCCUGGUAAUAUAAAACACGGUAAUAUUUUUUUCCUGACUAAUACACUCUAACAGACAUCUGCAGAUGAAUAAUAGUGAAACACAGGGCUCACUACAGUGAUUUCU